Messenger RNA from Lipotes vexillifer (Yangtze River dolphin), 1560 nucleotides. It is a transcript of the gene GASK1B, whose product is annotated as golgi associated kinase 1B. The transcript has 4 exons. NCBI's taxonomy places the organism in Eukaryota, Metazoa, Chordata, Mammalia, Artiodactyla, Lipotidae. The record is from RefSeq and is a predicted model, not a curated record. Gene Ontology annotation, cellular component: Golgi apparatus. The coding region runs from base 1 to 1560 and encodes 519 amino acids.
AUGAGCUGCCCGGACAAGCCAGGGCAACUCAUGAACUGGUUCCUCUCCUUCCUGUGCGUCCCGAGGGUGCGGAAACUCUGGAGCAGCCGGCGCCCCAGGACCAGGAGGAAUCUCCUGCUGGGUACGGCCUGCGCCAUCUACCUGGGCUUCCUGGUGAGCCAGGUGGGGCGCGCCUCUGCCCCGCACGGAGGGCGCGCGCGCAAGGGGCCGCACUGGAGCCGGGCCACCGCCGAGGCUCCCUUCCCUGAGAUACCCCUGGACGGCACGCUGGCCCCUCCCGAGUCCCAGGGCAAUGGGACCACGCUGCAGCCCAACGUGGUGUACAUCACCUUGCGCUCCAAGCGCAGCAAGCCCGCCAGCAUCCGUGGCACCGUGAAACCCAAGCGCAGGAAGAAGUAUGCGGUGGCUUCUCAGGCCCCGGGACCCGGGGCUUUGGUCGGACCGUCCCUUCGGCCUCAGGAAGCUGCAAGGGCAGCUGAUGCUGAAGUGCCCGGGCACGUCCGGGGAGGAAACCUGGCCAAGGCUGGGGAGCGACCCUGGGGGUGGAUGCAGGGUCUGGGAGCGCAAGGUGGGGACGCAGAUGUGCAGCUGCCCCGGGCCGAGGGAAGCAACAUCAGGAUCUACAGCGAGAGCGCCCCGUCGUGGCUGAGCGGAGAAGACAUCGGCCGGAUGCGCCUACUGGCCGACGGCACGGUGGCGGGUCUCCAGCCGGCCUGGCCCAGGAGCAGAGCGCGCCUGCUGGUGUUGCAGGGGACCGGCCGGCCCGCAGCGCCCGCCUGCGGCCCCAGCCCCUGCGGGCUGCUCAAGCAGCCUCUGGACAUGAGCGAGGUGUUUGCCUUCCACCUGGACAGGAUCCUGGGACUCAACCGGACCCUGCCUUCUGUGAGCAGGAAAUCCGAGUUCAUCCAAGAUGGCCGCCCAUGUCCUUUCAUUCUCUGGGACUCAUCUUUAUCUCCAACGAGUAAUGAGACCCACUCUUCUGUUAAGCUCACCUGGGGAACUUAUCAGCAGUUGCUGAAACAGAAGUGCUGGCAGAAUGGCCGCAUACCCAAACCUGAAUGGGGCUGUACUGAAAUACAUCACCACGAAUGGUCCAAGAUGGCUCUCUUUGAUUUUUUGUUACAGAUUUAUAAUCGCUUGGAUAUAAAUUGCUGUGGGUUCCGACCUAGGAAGGAAGAUGCCUGUGUACAGAGUGGACGGAGGCCGAAGUGCGACAACCAGGAUGCCGUGGCUCUAGCCCACAUUGUCCAGAGAAAGCAGGACCCAAGGCACUUGGUCUUUAUAGACAACAAGGGUUUCUUUGACAGAAGCGAAGAUAACUUGAACUUCAAACUGUUAGAAGGCAUCAAAGAGUUUCCUGAAUCUGCAGUUUCUGUUUUGAAGAGCCAGCACUUACGGCAGAAACUCCUUCAGUCUCUGUUUCUUGAUAAAGUUUACUGGGAGAGUCAGGGAGGUAGACAAGGAAUUGAGAAGCUUAUCGAUGUAGUUGAACAGAGAGCCAAAGUCCUGCUCACCUACAUCACUGCACAUGGGGCCAAAGUGUUACCUAUGAAUGAGUAG